AUGCUCUCACGUGUUGCUGCAGUGAAGGCACCCCGCACACACCACCGUCGCCGCGUGACCGGAUCCAGCGGAAGGAGGAGGGAAGGAAGAGAGAGUGAGCCGCAGAGACCCAACAUGUCUCGGCGUGUGUUUGCUUCCGUGGUGCUGCUCCUCCUCGUCGUGACGAUGUGCUGCAGUGGAGCUACGACCGCUCAGGUGGAAAUGGCCACUGAUGCUUCAACUUCUGGGUCGGCAUUGACGGGUGCCAUUGCUGGAGAGGGGAGCACUUCAGGGGGUGUUGAGGGGCUGCAACGGGUCGAUCUAUUUGUGCCGAAUCAGACGCUGGUGCUGCCGAAUAACGGGACUAACUCAAGUCGGAGGAAUUCAUUUGUUUCACCCUCUCUCGUCAGUGCUGGUGGAGUGAUUGCUGCUUUUGCCGAGGGUCACAUGAAUGCCGAAUAUCAAGAUGGUCAAUCAACUAAGCCGUCUUCUGAUGUUGUUGCGGAGUACAUCGACUCUGCGUGGAAUUGGUCCACUCUUGUUGAAGAGGUCAAAAAGGAAGAAUGGAGUGCACACACUGUGCUUGGCACAGCGGAGGGAAAGGAGAGUUUUGAUGUUGUGCUCCGCCCCACAACAAUCGCAAGGGACAACAAGGUGUUUCUUCUUACGGGAAGCUCUGAUUUGUUCCACAUAAAUGGUGGUUGGAUUCAUGACGGCUGGGAGCUGAAACUGGUUGUUGGUGAGGUCACGAAUUCUACGGGUGGCAAGCUGAGUGAACGUAUCAAAUGGGGCGAAAUCAGGUCUCCGUUGAACGAGAAUACUUUAGCUGCUCACAAAGGCGAAUUGAAGGAGUUUGUUGCCGCUGGUGGCUCAGGUGUUCUGAUGGAGGACGGCACCAUUGUGUUUCCACUGAUGGCGAAGAGCGGAAAAGGUGUCGUUUACUCCAUGAUUAUUCACUCGACGGACAACGGCAGUACCUGGUCGCUCUCUGAGGGCAUUUCUCAUCCGAAAUGCUUUGCACCCCGCAUCACCGAGUGGGAGGGAUCACUUCUCAUGAUUGUUGACUGCGAGGAUGGCCAGAGGGUGUACGAGUCGCGUGACAUGGGGAAAACGUGGACGGAGGCCAUCGGGACACUUCCAGGCGUGUGGGUCAACUCACAAUUAUUUUUUCGGGAUCUGAGCUUGCGUGUGGAUGCCCUCAUCACCGUGACCAUUGGGGGAAGGAAGGUCAUGCUGUACACUCAGAGAGGGAACUUCUCGGGGAAAAAUAAGGCCACUGCGCUCUACCUUUGGGUGACGGAAAACAACCGUACGUUUUUUGUUGGACCAGUUGGCAUGGGCAAUGCUGGGGAGAAGGAGUUCGCCAGCACCCUGCUGUACUCGGAUGGCAAGUUGCAUCUUUUACAACGGAUGGCCAGUGGUGAAGGCAGUGCCAUUUCACUUUCCCACUUGGCGGAGGAACUGAAUAAAAUCAAGUUCGUCCUGAAGACCUGGGCGCAAAAGGACGUUUUCUUCCCCGGGUUGUCUAUACCCACGGCGGGUCUGGUGGCGGUAUUGUCCGAUGCGGCCAGCGAUGACACGUGGAUCGACGAGUACCUUUGCCUGAAUGCGACGGUGAGGAACGCCACGAAGGUCAAAGAUGGGUUGAAAUUGACGGAGCCUGACUCCGGGGUAAUAUGGCCUGUGAACAUUCCGGAUGAUAAAGUACGUAAUGUAUCCUUGAGCCACAACUUUACACUUGUGGCGACGGUGACCAUCGAAGAGGCCCCGAGUGGGAACACUCCUCUACUGAUUGCGGUGUUGGCGAACACUGAGCCCACGCAUACCAUGGGAAUCCUGUAUACGGCGAAUAAGACGUGGGAGACGAUUUCCAAAGGCGAGACAAAACCAACAACGGAAAGUGGCACUUGGGAGCUUAAGAAAGAAUAUCAAGUGGCACUCAUGCUGCAAGGCAACAAGAGCUCCGUGUACGUUGAUGGCAAGUCGCUGGGGGAGGAAGAAGCGCCGUUAACGGAUGAGACACCACUUGAGCUUUUAUACUUUUGCUUUGGCGCGUGCGAUAUGAAAAACUCUCCUAUGACGGUGAAGGACGUCUUUCUUUACAAUCGCCCACUGAAUCCCACUGAGAUGAGUGCAAUCAAGGAAAGGAUACCCGUUCCGACGAGAACUCCAGAACCACAAGUAAAAAUUGCUCCUGAUCCUAUCGCACCUGCUGUGUCUGCUGUGUCUGAUGCACCUGCGGUGCCUGCUGUACCUGCGGUGCCUGCUGUACCUGCGGUGCCUGCUGCACCUGCUGGGAAUGAAGGGACGGCACGAGAAAAGGGUGAUGGUGGGGCAAAUGGUGAUGCUGGUUCCGUGUACGGGAGUGGACUGCUGCCGCUGCUGCUUCUGCUGGGACUGUGGGGCUUUGCGACUGCGUGA
Molecule: messenger RNA, 2400 nt
Organism: Trypanosoma cruzi
Lineage: Eukaryota; Euglenozoa; Kinetoplastea; Trypanosomatida; Trypanosomatidae
Product: trans-sialidase, putative
Exons: 1
Coding region: 1-2400 (799 amino acids)
Biological process (GO): ganglioside catabolic process; oligosaccharide catabolic process
Cellular component (GO): intracellular membrane-bounded organelle; cytoplasm; membrane
Molecular function (GO): exo-alpha-sialidase activity
Source: RefSeq, a predicted model, not a curated record